Molecule: messenger RNA, 4491 nt
Organism: Trichogramma pretiosum
Lineage: Eukaryota; Metazoa; Arthropoda; Insecta; Hymenoptera; Trichogrammatidae
Gene: MTA1-like
Product: metastasis-associated protein MTA1
Exons: 11
Coding region: 946-3684 (912 amino acids)
Biological process (GO): negative regulation of transcription by RNA polymerase II
Cellular component (GO): nucleoplasm; NuRD complex
Molecular function (GO): histone deacetylase binding; chromatin binding; sequence-specific DNA binding
Source: RefSeq, a predicted model, not a curated record
UGAGAGUGAGAGCAGCGGAGACUGCGGACCAGCGGAUAUAGCGGACUGCAGAGACGUGAGCAGUGCAACUGCCGCUGCGGUUAACUUGCGCAUAUAAAUAAGCGACCUACAUGUAUAUAGUUUCAUGGAUCACAGUGAGAAUGUGUUAGUCAGUAUAGUAUAGUGCCGAGCCGCGAGCGUCGAACGACAGUACUCUCCUUGUAAAUCCAUGUGUACGUUUAAAACGUGCGUACAUUAACGGAGCCCGAGCCAUCAACUCUUUAGUAAGUACUGCUGCUUCCAAGUGCCACCGUAGCCCGUGCAGGCAAACGCCGAGAGCGUUUGCUUCUAUUGGCGCAAACGGACACAUAGCUACAUCAGCCGGUGAGGUUUAAUUAUCAUUUAUCAGUCGACGCUCGGCGGCAGUCAAUUGCGCGACCUGAAACAUAAACAUUCUCCGAGUUCGAAUCAAAAUAUCCAAGUGUGUUUUAUACAUUCUCGAUAGUUGGCCUUCUAAUAGUUAUCCUAACAACUCCGGCCACUGUUGCUGCAGAUGCAGUAGUUGCAUACGUGUACGGAAACCACCAAAAAGUUUAAGAGUGUUAAUUUAUCAAAAUAUUAGUGACAAAAUCUUCAGUAGUAAUUGUUGUUUCGAGGCAUAAUCGAACGCAAAAAGCGCGAUUAGCAUUCAUCACACAACAAAGAUAGCAUCGAGGAAGUUCCCGUUGCACGUCCAAGAGGAUUGCCCAUGCAGUUGUAAUAAAUAUUACGAGUAAAGCGGUUUCAUUCGUUCAACUACUUGUUCUUCAUUGCUGAAAAUCAAAACACGAGACGAUGUCUCUCAAUAUCACAAAAGAAACAAGAAACAGUUAACCGUGCUAUGUGAUAAACAGUUCGUUACAGAAGUCAUUAUUGUGUACUGUGUACAUGUGAAACAGUUUAAAAAGCGUUAAUAAUAAUACGCCGAUGCCGGCCGAAUAUCACGAAUUACACGGUAACCACGAGAACGCAAAUCUUGCUCUCGGGGGCUUACAAGAUUCGAACAACAUGACAGCCAACAUGUACAGAGUUGGAGACUAUGUCUAUUUUGAGACAUCCUCGGGAUCUCCAUACCAAAUUCGGAGGAUAGAGGAACUGAAUAAGACACCCAAUGGGAACGUUGAAGCAAAAGUCAUGUGCUUUUUCAGAAGAAGAGAUUUGCCACAAACUUUGAUUAUGCUUGCUGAUAAACAUCAAUCAGGGAUGGACGAAAGUUUAAGCAGUAACAAUGGGUCAGCGUCUAGUGCUGGAGCGGCGAGCAACGGGAGCAGCAUUGGAAACAACGGUAGCACCAGCACCGGUUUUGGUGAACUUACUGCCAAGCAGCGUCAUCAAAUGAAGCAUCGAGAGCUUUUCCUGUCACGCCAAGUCGAAACUAUGCCUGCUACUCACAUUCGUGGCAAAUGCUGUGUCACUCUCCUCAACGAAACCGAGUCAUUUCUUAGUUAUUUAAACAAAGAUGAUACUUUUUUCUAUUGCCUCGUAUUCGAUCCAGCACAACGUACCUUACUCGCUGAUAAAGGAGAGAUUAGAGUAGGCAGCAGAUACCAAGCAGACAAUAUAAGUUCAGCGCCGUUGACAUUAGCUGAAAGGGAAACAGAUAGGCAAGAUUCUAAAGAACUCGAAACCCUGAUCUGGACUCCUCGACAUUCUUUAACUGAUCGACAAAUCGAUACGUUCCUUGUCAUAAGCAGAUCCGUUGGCACCUUUGCUCGAGCUCUUGAUUGUUCUUCAUCUGUUAAACAACCUUCUUUGCAUAUGUCUGCUGCUGCUGCUUCCAGAGAUAUUACUCUUUAUAACGCCAUGGAUACGUUACAUCGACUUAAUUAUGAUAUAGCAGAAGCUAUGAACUCGCUUGUGCCGAACUCUGGUCCGGUUCUUUGUCGCGAUGAAAUGGAAGAAUGGAGUGCCUCGGAAGCAAAUUUGUUUGAGGAAGCUCUCGAAAAGUACGGCAAAGAAUUCUCUGAUAUUCGUAAUGAUUUUCUACCUUGGAAGUCUUUGAAAAAUGUGAUAGAAUACUAUUACAUGUGGAAAACUACAGAUCGUUACGUGCAGCAAAAACGUGUGAAAGCCGUUGAAGCUGAAAGUAAACUAAAACAAGUUUAUAUUCCUAAUUAUAACAACAAAGCUGGAGCUUCGGUUCAACCAACUAGCGGCGGUGGAAUCAUCGGACAAUCUACUAUUAUACCUAUUCCCAAUACCAACAAUCCUGCCAACGGCAAACAAACUUCUGUUAGUAUCAUUAAUGGCAGCAGUAAUGGAGACUCCGCUCUAUUACUAGGAGGCAAUAACGGUAAAACAUGCGAAGGUUGCCAGACCAGUCAGAGCCCUCAGUGGUAUGCCUGGUCAACCACAGCACAAGUACAGUGUCGUUUAUGUCAGACCUGUUGGUCAUACUGGAAGAAAUACGGUGGUCUUAAAGUUCCCUCGCGCAUGGAUGAGAUUGAUGCAUGUGAGCGUAAUCGAGCCACUACUGGUCCUGGCUCUGACGACGAAGGCAAAUCACCUGGAUCUGGUGGACCUCAACGACCACAUCGCUGCUCUGUAUCUACUUGUGGUAAAGAGUUUAAAUUAAAAGCUCACCUCAGCCGACAUUACGCCAGUGCUCAUGGUAUGGACUUUCGCGCAGGCAAUACUGUUGCCACCGCUUCCGGAGGACAGUCCGCCGGCAUCGGCAGUCAUAGUGCUGGCAUAGGUACAGAGUUAGAACUAUUGAAAAGAAACCCCGAGCUAACUAUUAUUCCAUGUAAUGUAAAUGCAGGCUCCCCGAGACCAGUGAUGAAAACUCGCUCUGCGUUUUAUUUGCGCACAUCGGCUUUAGCUAGAGCCGCUAGAAGAAUUUGCGCAAAUCAGAUUCGUAGUCGUCACGCAGCACGUGCACCGCAUCAGCCUAUAAACGCGGCGCCCUUACGACAUAUUUGUAGCUCACCUGAAUUUGCCAGACAAAGUUCAUCAGAAUUGCGUGUCUUAGCUCGCGCCACACGUCCUCGUAUAAGGCCUCGCGUCGCUGAUAUUGCUAGCCGUUUAGGUAACCAUCCGCAGCCAAGCCACCCUGGUGAAUGGGAUUGGCUUCAGCUUACAGCACCAGGUCAACGUAAACAGCCUGAGCACGUAUCAUUUCCUAGACCACCUAAAGCUCCUGACGGCAGUUUGCUUUAUGAAAGAGUUCCAAAUAAAUCUGAUAUCGAUGGGAUUAACGUUACACCACCGAUACCGCCUACGCUACAAGUACAGCCCAACUUAAAAAGACCAAGACCACAAUUUGAUGAAUUGAAUGGAACAGACGGUAUAAUGCCGAUAACACUACCAUUGAGUGGUCCACCUCCAAGUAAACGUCCGCACCACACAACCUCUCGAGAUGUAUUGCCAUCGCCUUCGGGAAGUGUAGUAAAUAACUCUACUGGACCAUCGCAUUCUAUGCCUUUAAAUGGUAGGCCACAUGCUUUACAGAAUGUACCCAUGUCACGAAGCAAUGCCCGUAAGCAAGUCAUGUCGUGGAUGGAUGCUCCUGAUGAUCUCUAUUUCCGUGCAACUGAUCAAACAAAGAAGGCCAGACGAAAUUUAUCCUUGAUAGAACUUAGAAGAGCCGCUCGUAAACCUUGGCGUAAAUUGGCUAACCCACAACGAACCGCUCGACCGGAUGACAUGGUUGUCAUACUUGACUGAAUAGCACAUCAUUUUUCAUAAUUUGAAAAUGAAUGCAACAAAAUUUUUUUAAAUUUCUAAAGCAUAUAGAUAUACAGUAUGAGUUAACGUGAAAACUGAGGGCAACAACAAUAUCUUCAAUUUCGGAGAACUUUUUUGAUUGCUUAAAGUGUGUGAAAAAAGUGAAAAUGAGUGAACAAUAAUAGAAAGCAUUAGUUGUAGCAUAAGUCCAAGAAAAAUUAUGACAAAUUUUUUUUCUAUUGAACACAAGUGUCGAAUCUUUCAACUGUAUGUCAAUAAUACCAGACAUGUUGAUGAACGAAGGAUUUUUGAUUCGUAUCACUAAAAUUGUUAUUAAUAAUAAUAAUUAUUAUUAAUUUAAUGUAAAUAAAUGUAUUAGCGCUAUAUGAACAUACACACUUAUAUAGACAAACUAUGCGAGAGAAAAUUAAAGCAUAAAUUAUAUGAAGAGCAGGGCUAGGUAUUAAUUACAAAACAAAACAAGAUUUUUAUUGUUAGUUCUAUGAAUCUUAACUGAAUACUUAUCUUGAUUUUAAAUUAAGAUGAAAAUUACCUGCUCUUUACAACACUAAUUCUUGAAUCAUACAGAAAAGAACAUUUGAUCCCAAAUUAAUUAUCAUAAAUGUACUAUAUCUUAUUUAUUAUUCAAAAUAAUAAAUGUAAAGUAACAUUUUAAAAAGGAUUAAAUAAGAAGUUGGAUAUUUUCAAAAUUAUAACUCGAAUUGUUUAGUUUUAUACUUAUUUUGAACAAGUACCUAGUUCUGUAUAUAUUGAAUUACAUAAAACUUAGUUGAAAAUUGAAAAAAA